UUUUUUUAGAAAAGCUCUUGUACCGGUCUUGGUUGUUUCUGUUUCUAUGAGGUCACAUUUCCUGCAUGUCUGUAUGCAUUUUCUUGAGAGUACUUGUAGCAGCACUAUAUUGGCUUUGUAUUUUUAAAAGGCUUUCUUGGCUAAAUCACCUUCACAACCUUUUUCUUCCACCUUUUCCUCACUUAUUCUAAAUACAGUUGUUUUCAUUUCUUCAACUUUAAUCAUUAAGUACUUUUUCUUGGCCACAACAAUCAAGCAUUUGUGUAUUUGCAGUGGAUUUACAGUAAAUAAUAAUAAUAAUAAAGGUCUCAUGUAUAGCGCCUUAUCCUUACCUUAAGGACAAGCUGAAGGCGCUUCACAAAAAUAAAUAAAUAAAUUUUUAUAGCACACUCUACAUAAAACUCUUUGAUAUCCAGAUUUUCAGCCCUAUGGACAGUCUCCUGAUACCAUCAUAUGUCUUAUCAGUCAAGGCCAAAAGAAACCCUAUAGCAAGCUUCUUUACAAAAAAGUAACUUAUCCUGCAUCACACCCUGUCUCACAUGUGCUGUAAUAGAUUUACACACACUGUGUUCUAUACAGGUGCUGCAUAUGUCAUUGCAACUCAUGCCUUAUGUACCAGCUCUGCAGGAGUCAUUACAAUAGCUUCCCUGAUAUCCAGGCAUGCAGUCAAUUGGACAGUCACCUGCUACGAUAUUGCAUGUUGUUGCCUUAGAGCAGUUGCCGCACUUGCUGAUACAGUUGAUGACCAUACUUUACAUUAGGGUAGCUUGUACCCUGAAGUAUAUCCUUUGUCAUAGCUACCAAUGGAGAGAUUACGCAGACUAUUUUCUGUACAGUUGCCACACAUUUCCUUGCAGUCUAUGCCAUAUGUAUCAGUUGAGCAUAGUUUAAUGCAGACUGAUAUUCCAGCAUUACAUGACCUUAAUCUCCUGGUGAGGCAUUGCAAGUUUUUCCUUUGAAACAGCUACCACAUGUGUUUCUUACAUGUUGCUUUACAAUACAGCAACCGAUAUCCAGGUACACAACCUGUUGAGCACACCCUAUAUACUGGGUUAUACGAUCUUCCCAUAACGGCUGCUUGUGCAGUGGACAUCAUAUGAUCAUGCUGCAUGUCAUAUUGCAGUAUGGUAAACAGUAUCCUGCUGUACAGCCUUGUACGCACACUCCUGUUACAGGAUAACAUGUUUGCAACAAGCAGUUUCCACUUCUUUUAACACAGUUUACACCAUAAUAUGAAUUGUUGCAUACUGCACAGAAAACUAGAAAUGGUUUUUGUUUCAGUUGCUGUAUUUUAAUUUUGCGACCAGCCAGUGAUGGACUGGAAAUGUCAAUGUUUUCAGGUAUGUUAAUGUAGUCCAAGAAAAAAUGAUAGCCCUUUACAUCAUCAAGGCUUGUUACUGCAUUCGUCAAGGUAUUUCUGCCAACUUAACUUUACUGCAAAUGAAUCAUACUGUGACAGGACAACAUCACAACUUGUUGGAACAAUUGCAGAAAAAGAAUCAGAAUUAGCGCAGACAUUACAGUUGAAAGAAAAGGUUCCAAAAAAAUGAGACAAGUGAUGAAGACACAGAAACCAAUCUAGAAACAGGCAAUGCCACAGGUCCACAGAUCACCAGCACACACAAAACCUGAUGCAAAGGGGUAAGAUGAAAUGUGAUGAAGAGCUGCCACCCACAAGCCAUUUAGGCAAAGGGACAUCACUCGCCUUUAUAUUACAUUACCUUCUCUCACUGCAGCAGUUCUCUCAGGAAAGAUGGUUAUUGCAAUCCAUGUUACUUCAGACUACCCAAAUGUUAUCUUUGUACCUAUAUGCUAGCCACUGAGCCUAUCUUUUUGUUGUUUGUCUUGUUUAGGCAGCCUUUACUAAAAUUUUACAGUUCUCCACUUUACACAUAAUGUGACUUUUAGCUGUAAUAGCUGACACAAGACUAUUGUUGAUUUGAAGCCCCAGUAUCUGGUACUAUCAAAACCUUUCAUGCCUCUUUAAUUAUUUCACUGUCUUUUUGCUGCUGAAUUCAUUUCCUGCCCUGUUAUGAGAAUCGUCUUCAUAGAGAGUUGGCAGCUGCUGCAGCUGCAAACAAAGUCUUGUGGAUACAAUUUCUCAGGUAUAUUUUUAAUCUGUUUGAGGGAUGUGGCAUAGUCCUCAGACUGCAGUCAUGUUCGAUUUGUAGCAUUUAUUCUAAUUUCAUGUGAAAUCCUUCAUAACAUUUUGAUGAUCAUUUUUGUACCUAUUCGUAUUUAAAUGAUACAUAAGGCAUCCACUAGAGACCUUCGUUUUUUUUGUCUAUCAGAAACAUGUUGUUUUAAGUUAGUUUCUGGUCUUUUAGUUUUCUCACUACUGACCUUUGCCCUGUUUCGUUUCGCUAACCAUAUCUCCCUUUAAGAGAACAACUUUACAAUAACUGCAUAACAUCAAGCUUUCUGUCCUGUCCUGCAAUGCACCUAAAGAGGAAGAGGACAAAGAAGACUACUACAACUUGGCAGUGAUGGAAAACAUAAUAGUAGUACAGAGAGAUUUCAACACUAAAGUAGAAAACGUUGGAUAUGAUGGUAUUUAUCCUGAAGUGGGUUUUGCACUGAAUGUGAUCAACAAAUAUUUUACCGAGUACUAUCCCCGUGCAGCUGCUAUAGCAGAGGAGCUCCAUCUAUUAGGAUUCAGAGAAAGACUUGUGUACACGACACAUCCAUGGCUUCUGCACUUGUAUUUGAAUUGUCCUUCAAUGAUGCUGGCUAGCAAUGUUUCCUUAAAGUGCCCUUCUCGCACAGAGGUGGAUACAGUGCGGCGGGCAGUUGCUAUGGGAGAUGUUGUGUGGCAUGCAGGUCCCAUGAAUAUGCAGUUUGAGAAUUUCAUGGAUCCUGUCAUGCUGGACUUGUCUUUGAACAUUAGCACAAAUCUAGACAGAGAAUUUGGAAUCAAUAGAACGACACCAGUUGUGAGCCAGCGAGAUGUGCCAGGGAUGACCAAAGCUGUGAUUCCUAUCAUGAAAAAGCAUAAUAUAUCGGCAAUCACAGUGGGUGUAAACCCGAUGACGAGCCCUCCUGCUGUUCCACCUCACCCCUUUGUCUGGAAAUUAAGUCCCCAGGAUAAUGAUGAAGAUGGCAUUAUUGCUUUUUGGCAUCCAGGAGGCUAUCCUAAUAAUCCUGGAAGAUUUCCUACUGCAGCAGGAGGAUCGUCAGUCAAAGACUGUCUGUUUGCAGAAGAUGAUAAUGCCUUCCCAGAAACACUGUGCUUUGCUUUCCGUACAGAUAACUCUGGCCCACCAGACACCUUGGCGGAGGUUCUGAGCAACUUUGAGCUUGUUCGAGGCCAGUUUCCCAAUGCAGUUGUUCAGGGAUCUACGUUGGAUGAAUAUGUAUCUUCACUGAAGGCUUCAGGCACUACCUACCCGACUGUCACCCAGGAGAUUGGGGACACCUGGAUCAUGGGUGUGCAGUCAGAUCCGAAGAAGAUGGCUAUGUACAGGGCUUUUGUGAGGGUGUUUACUGAUUGCCUUAUUAAAGGGUCAUGCCAGCCUGAUGAUCUAAGAAUAUCCCAAACUGUGUUUUACAUCACCAAGAUUCCUGAGCACACAUGGGGACUUGAUUCCAUCCCUGACUGUUACAACUGGUCCAAUGCUGCCUUCCAGAAGGCUCGGUCAGGUCAAAACUACACAGAUCGUAUAGCAGCUUGGGAGGAGCAGCGGCAGUUCAUGGAUCUAACCUUGGAAAGCUUGGCUUCACAUCCCAUUGUUGCAUCUGUCAAAACUGAAUUUAUGAACCUGCAGCCUACUUUACCUUAUCUUUCAGAGUACGAAAUAGCUAGCACUACUGAUCAGUUCAAGUGUGUUGAUGGCACAGUUCUCGCAUUUGCAUCUGAUGGAUCACUAAACCGGCUGUUUGAUCCAAAUAACAAAGUGGAAUGGGCAACUGGUGGAUUCAGGAUGGGUCAAAUCCUGUACAACACCUACAACGAAUCUGACUAUGACUACAUGUCUAAGCUGUACGACUAUAUUGGUGGUGCAGGCUUCCACAAGGAUAAUUCUACACUCACAGGGCUUCUGAUUACGCAAAAAAUUGCGUACAGUACGCAUUAAAAGUUCGGAGGACCCCUUCAAUUUUCAUCAAUGGGGUCCCAGGGGACCCCUUCAAAUUUGGGCGAAGAACAAAUACAAAAUUGGUUUUGCAGAUUGUGGUUCAGUGGUUUAACAAAGUUCCUACUUGGUUGUCGGAAGCUAUUUCAUUUGGUUUCAACCCCAACCCCAGGCCGUCUUCUGUGUGGACAAUGUCAAAACUGGGAGAACUAAUAGACCCAAUGGAUGUCAUGUUAAAUGGAAGCCAGUAUCUACAUGCAAUUAACAAGGGAGUGUACUACUUAAAUAAGAACCAGACAGGAUUGCAGAUUCUCAGUCCAGAUGUGGCCCUCCUGACUCUAGGCACAGCCUCAUGUCCACCAUCUGUCUUCCCUGUGCCUCUGACAACCCCAACAGAACCAUUUAUUUCAGUAGCCUACAAUAUCUACAACAACAUGUGGAACACCAAUUAUAUAUAUUGGUAUCCAUUCUUUCAGGAAGAUCAGAACUUUAAAGCUUGCUUCUAUGUCAAUUUUGUGUGAAGGUAUCAAAUUCCAGCACAUAUAAGUCCCACUUCCAUUAAAUGACAAAAUAUUUUAUAUUAAUAAAAAAUUUUCACUUUAAAUGCCUGCCAGUGAUAUACUUUAUCAAUUCUGGUGUCAUGCACUUAAGUGCCUGCUGUGAUAAUAGAGAGCUUUGAGGGUUACUCUGGGUGCACUGUUUCAAAUGUCUGUUACAUAUUUGUUAUCUGCAGAAUUGUAUAAAUAUUGAAGAAUUCUUUUUUAACCUAUACUUUAACUCUGAGAGAAGCUGUUUGCAGAAGGCAGCUUAAAUACACAGCCAUGCAGUUGUCAUGAAAAAGUAGAUGCACACACUUUCUCUUUUAUCUUCAUGUUACAGUUAUGUAUGCAAAUGUUGUAUAAUAGAAGUUAUGCAAAUGUUGUAUAAAAGAAGUUAAUGGCAUUAAAAUAAAAUCUG
Messenger RNA from Pomacea canaliculata, 5027 nucleotides. RefSeq lists its product as uncharacterized. The record is from RefSeq and is a predicted model, not a curated record. NCBI's taxonomy places the organism in Eukaryota, Metazoa, Mollusca, Gastropoda, Architaenioglossa, Ampullariidae. Bases 2487 to 4073 code for a protein of 528 amino acids. The transcript is spliced from 12 exons.